AUGGGUUAUGAUGAUCCUUUGAAUAAAUCUAUUCCAAAUUCUUUAAAACCAAUACCUCAACAGUAUAUUGAUAGUCUCUUAGAUAACAACGCUAAUGUCCCGAUUAAGAUUGUCAAUGUUCAACCUAUUUCAAUAACAAAAGCAAAGGGUAAUACUUUAAGUUCUGAAACAUGGGAAGUUUAUAUCAAUUCAACCUUGUCUCAAUGUGAAAAAUUGUCAGAUAUACCAACUCAAUUAGAUAUUUUGAAUUCAAGAUUAUUGCAGGCAAAUUUGAUCAAUGGAUUACAUCCAAUAUUCCACACUAUAAAUUCGUCAACUUUUAAUUCUAAUAGCGAUGAUAUCAAUUUUUCUAAUCCUUUACCAAUUGUCGCCACGUUGUACUAUCAACCUAAAUCUAAAUUUGCUGCUAAAACAGGUACAAAUAUAACAAAUUCUGGACAAGGUGAUGGUUAUGUAUCCUUUCAAUCAAGAUUACCUACUGACGAUAUUGUAACAUUAGAUUAUAGACGUGAUACCGGCACUAAUUCAGGUACUAGGUUUUCUAUUAGUUCACCCUUCUUAAAAAGAACUCCCUUUUGGUCAUGGACUUUUGAUUUAUUUGAUAUUUGGAAAAAUGUUGGUGUAAAAGAUGUUGGUUGUACCAUGGGAAUAAGAAGUUGGUACAAUUCCACACGUCUGUGGAAUCUAGGUAUAAAUUAUGAAUUAAUUAAAAGAAAUUUUUCAUCUUUAAAAAUUCAUACUUCUUCGGUGCCAAGUUUAUCAAUUAGCCCAUCUAAAAAGAAUAUAUCAGAAUACUUAUUAAUUCAAGAUGGGACUUCUAUUAGACAAUCCUUGAAGGGGAAUUUGAUUUGGGAUUGUAGAGAUAAUUCAUUCGCUCCAACACGAGGACAUUUCUUCAAGGUUAAUUCAGAAUUAACACAUGUUGAAAGUGGUUCUAAGUUUUGGAAAAAUAUGUUUGAAUGUAAUAAAGUUCAGAGUUGGUUACAAAAUGAUUUUAUUACUAUGAGCACCACAUUUAGAUGUGGGUAUAUUACAAACUUAACUUUCUUACAAAAUAAAUAUAUUCAUUAUACUGACAAGUUUCAAAAUGGUGGUGCAAAUGAUAUUAGAUCAUUUCAAAAUAUGGGUAUUGGUCCAAGACACCUUGGAUGUAAUUUGGGUGGGGAUACCUUUAUGGCGUAUGGUGUAAGUGUUUUUUCUAAAUUGCCAAUUAAAAAAUUAUUAGACUCUAAUUUCAGGUUACAUUUUUUCUUUAAUGGUGGUAAAUUAGUUAACCACAAUAACAAUGAUUGGAUAUCAACUAUUAGUAAAUUAAGUAGUGAACAUUCAACAUCAAUUGGAACUGGUGUCACGUUAAGACAUCCUAUGGCUAGAUUUGAAUUGAACUUUGCUGUCCCAUUUACAUGCCAUUCGGAUGACUUACAAAGAAGAGGUUUCCAAUUUGGUCUUGGAUUUGAAUUCUUGUAG
Messenger RNA from Arxiozyma heterogenica, 1467 nucleotides. It is a transcript of the gene SAM50, whose product is annotated as SAM complex subunit SAM50. Gene Ontology annotation, biological process: protein insertion into mitochondrial outer membrane. NCBI's taxonomy places the organism in Eukaryota, Fungi, Ascomycota, Saccharomycetes, Saccharomycetales, Saccharomycetaceae. Gene Ontology annotation, cellular component: outer membrane. The record is from RefSeq and is a predicted model, not a curated record. The transcript has a single exon. Bases 1 to 1467 code for a protein of 488 amino acids.